Messenger RNA from Adineta ricciae, 1467 nucleotides. Lineage: Eukaryota; Metazoa; Rotifera; Eurotatoria; Adinetida; Adinetidae. The record is from the annotation of a GenBank genome assembly.
AUGUUUACCAGAUGCUUAGUGUUGUUGAGACGUCUUUCAGACGAUCGUGUUUUUUCAUUACUUGAUCCGGUGGUGGAUCGAUUUUGCUUAUCAAUAUUGCCUCAAAUUCGUCACAAAAUCAAUUACCUUGUACUUGAAUCAUCAUCUGCUGAACGUAUUCUUACUAUUGAUUAUCCGAAUAUAUAUGGUCUCAGUUUGUAUAAUAUUAACGAAGAGAUUGCUCAACGGUGGUUCAUUGAUUCAUCUCCUUUGUUCGAUAUUUUCAACAAAAAAAUUCGGUCACUUUGUAUUCGAAUCGUCGAUAAAGGAUCCAGAAGCACAGAUGGUAAUUUGGUGGCGUGCGUCUUUACAAAUAUUCUAAAUGUGUUUAACAAUCUACGUUAUCUAAACUGCAAUACGUUUGAGCGACGACGUUUAAGACGAUUAUCAUUUGAUGAAAAAUCUUUCACAUUUGUAUGUUCAACUUUAACAGAAUUACGUAUCAACGUCGUGUACUUGAACGAUUGUCUCCAGAUGCUCACUGGUGGCUUAAAUCAGCUGCGUACAUUUUAUGUGAAUAUCGAGUGUGUUUUCUCGAAGGGCAUGAUUAAAGACAAUAAGCCGGUGCCUCAUCUGAAAUGUUUUUCAUUGACGUGUCGAUCAGAAAUGUAUACGCAUAAGUACUCAAUCGUUCCGCUUAUCCGACGAAUGCUGAAUCUAGAAGAACUUUCGUUGUACAUUGUUGUUGGUCAAUGUACGUUUCUCGACGGAAAUGCUUUGAAAAAUGAUUUUAUUAAUCAUUUACCUCGAUUAAACAAGUUUGCCUUUAGCAUUCGUUCUGUUCUUCUUGGUCCUGAUCCAGCUUAUUUUGUAUCGAAUGAAGACAUACAACAGACGCUGAAAGAUCUUGGAGAUGUUCCAGUUCGAUCCUAUGUUGAUUAUUUUCCCAGCGAAAAAACUGGUCAAUGCCAUUUCUAUUCCGAUCCAUAUACAUUGACAUAUUGCGAUCGUAUUACCAACAGCUUUCAAGGAAGAUUAUUUAACUGUGUUCGUGAAGUAUCACUAUUCGAUGAUCGUCCUUUUGAACAUGAGUUUUUCGUUCGAAUUGCACAUGCAUUUCCAUUUCUGGAACAAUUAACUGUGAGUAAUGAAACACCACAAGAACAAAAGCUGAACAGCAAUAACAGAGAAUUCCCAAUUAUUCAAUAUCCUCGUCUGAUUGAACUAGAUUUCACCAAUGUUCAUGAUGAUUACAUUGAGCAAUUUCUGCUCGAUACCAAGACUUGUUUACCACAAAAUAUGACGCUUUAUAUCUCUUACGACUCUUUGAAGAGAGUAACAAGGAAUUUCAGAAGAGCUACGAUGCGAGUCAAUUGUUGUCAGAUUAGUAACGUGCUUACCUACGAUAAAUUUCCAACAUCGAAACGUUUAACCAAGUAUUUUCUUAAUGCAUACAUAUCUACUCAACGCUACAGUGCGGAAAUAUAA